Messenger RNA from Rhopalosiphum padi (bird cherry-oat aphid), 2353 nucleotides. RefSeq names its product juvenile hormone esterase-like. The record is from RefSeq and is a predicted model, not a curated record. NCBI's taxonomy places the organism in Eukaryota, Metazoa, Arthropoda, Insecta, Hemiptera, Aphididae. The transcript is spliced from 8 exons. The coding region runs from base 169 to 1863 and encodes 564 amino acids.
UUUUGGCACCUGCUCUAAACUCCCCAGUUUUUGUUAUUUUACGUUUAAAUAAGAAUGCCAUCAGAAUGUAGUUAGUUGGGGUCGUGACAGCAACGGAGUCGUUUUAUCCUUCGUCUUUAUAUUUCAUUAUUCAGUGUGAAUGUUUACAUGUGACUACGUGAUUUGAAAAUGUGGGCAGUUUCUAUUACUUGCAUUCUAUUUUUGAGUGCUGUAACUUGUAAUCCAGUAGUAAGGAUUACAAAUGGUGCAAUAAGAGGACAAAAUUUAAAAUCGAGAGAUGGCCGAGAUUUUUAUUCUUUUACCGCUAUACCAUAUGCAAAACCGCCAAUAGAUGAACUUAGAUUUAAGCCUCCAGAAAAAGUAGAUUCGUGGGAGGGUAUUUUAGAUGCCACAAAAGAAUCAAAUAUGUGUACGCAAAAUAACCAUUUCUUUUCGUCAAUUAAACACUUAACAUUUGGCGAGGAAGACUGUUUAUAUUUAAAUGUUUACACACCAAAUGUUAAUGGAAAACUUCCGGUAAUGUUUUGGAUACACGGUGGAGGAUUUCUUGCUGGUCAUAGUGGAUCAAACAUAUAUGGACCUGAAUAUUUUAUGGAUAAAGAUGUUGUUUUUGUAUCUAUAAACUAUAGACUUGGAUUAUUUGGAUUUAUAAGCACCGAAGACGACGUGAUACCAGGUAACUAUGGAUUAAAAGAUCAAGUCAUGGCAUUACGUUGGGUUCAAGAAAAUAUUGCUAAUUUUGGCGGUGAUCCUAGCCAGGUAACAAUAUUCGGCGAAAGCGCGGGCGGUGCCAGUACUGGUUAUCACAUGUUAUCGCCGAUGAGUAAAGGCCUGUUCCAUAAAGCCAUACUCCAGAGUGGUACACCAAUGUGUCGUUGGGCUGUUUCUCCACCUGGGUUAAUUCGUAAGCGUACGGAGGCAGUUGCUACUAUCGCUGGAUGUCAUUUCAAUACUUCCGAAGAAAUAUUAAGCUGUUUAAAACAACUCCCAGCUAAUUAUAUUGUCGAACUUCAUAAUAAAUUUAUCGAGUGGAUUAAUCAUCCAUGUAUAAUAUUUCCACCUGUGGUUGAAUCGUGCGAUUUAAAUCAAGAAUCGUUCCUAUGUAACCAUCCAUUUACUGACUUUAAACAAGAAUCUUUUGUACCGACUAUUAUUGGUUUGAAUUCGAACGAAGGUGGUAUAUUUGCUGCAUCUCUAUUCAACGAAACUUCACUUCAAUACCCGGAACUGUCUACUGAUAGUAAUCGCCUGUUGCCUAUUUUAUUAAUGUACAAACAUAUGUCAUUGCCUAAACAUAUGGACGAAAUUAAUAAUCGGAUCAUUGAAAAGUAUUUUCCAUCGGGAAAAAUAGAGAGCGAUUCGCAUUUGGAUGCAGUUAAAAUGAUCGGAGACGGCACUUUUAUUACGUGUACCAUGGACAUGAGCAUUAAAUUAACUUCACCAGUCUAUUUUUAUUUAUUCGAUUAUCAAAAUGAGUUUUCAUUCAACCAAUAUUAUGGCGAUUGUAAAAAGUCUCUUGGAGUAAGUCAUGCUGAUGAAUUGAUUAGUUUGUUUUCAUUGAAGGAAUUGAAUCCCAAAGGAUUAGGUGACAAAGAUAUAGAAAUGUCAAAGCUUAUGGUUAAUAUUUGGGUCAAGUUUGCAUCAUCUAAAAUACUUACUAUUGAUGGAACGGACAAUGGAAAAGCUUGGCCAGUAUUUACUUCUAUUGGAGAAUCAGUUUUACUUCACAUAGAUUCAGUCCAACCAAAAGUUAUAAAAAAUCCAUUAGAGAAGGAGUAUAAAUUUUGGAGUGAACUGCCUUUAUUAUCACGUUUAAAUAAAUUUAUAUCACCAAUAAAUUCAAAUAUAAAAGACGAAUUUUAAUAUUAUUAUAAUUUUUAACUAUACUCAUUUUUUAAAUUUUAGAUUAACCAAAUACCAGGUGAUAUAUUUUAACAUUUAAAAUUAUAUCAUGUGAUUCAAUUUUUAAAGUGCACUUUAAAUUACCAUUAAUACUUGUUACAACAAUACUGUAUGUUGUAACAAUUAUUUUCUAUUAUUUUAUAGGAAUGGUUCAUUUUAUUAAUAAUUUUGGAAUGUAUUAAAUUUUAUAACUGUUUAUUUUUAGUCUUUUUUUAAUAAGGUAUCUUUUGUUUUAAAAAUAAUAAACUUGUGUACAAUUAUAAUAAAAUCGUAAUAUGUAAUUUCAAAGACUUAAAUGUGAACUACUUAUAAAUUCGUGACUACGUGAGGAGAGACAGAGAAAGUCGACGUCAUGUUAUACGAUUAGUGUAACUAAUAUUACCUUGUUUAAAUUAAAUAAUUUAGGUACCAAUCGUUUAGUCUUAAAAUAUAUUGUAUACAUAAUUGAUAA